CCAGAAUCAGCAGCAUCCACCGCGGUCCUUUUUAUCCUGGACGAUGACCGAGCCAGUAUAGACUUCGUUUUGGUUUGAUUCUCCAUAAUGUUAAUGGGUUAGGUGCUCUUGGUUCCAUUCCUCAGCUGAGGCCUCUCUGGCUUGGUUGGACCUGCCGGAAGUUACACUACCGCCAGCACAGCCCUCAGCAUCCUCGGAAUGGUUAAGCCGCCCCACCACGUCAAGGUGGCACCUGCCGGGGGGAGGGGAGGGAAUGAACGUCGGUUGAGGUGGUGAGUGGCAGUGUUCAGUUGAGGUGGUGAGUGGCAGUGGUCGGUUGAGGUGGUGAAUGGCAGUGUUCAGUUGAGGUGGUGAGUGGCAGUGUUCAGUUGAGGUGUUGAGUGGCAUUGGUCGGUUGAGGUGGUGAGUGGCAGUGUUCAGUUGAGGUGUUGAGUGGCAUUGGUCGGUUGAGGUGGUGAGUGGCAGUGUUCAGUUGAGGUGUUGAGUGGCAGUGGUCAGUUGAGGUGGUGAGUGGCAGUGGUCGGUUGAGUUGGUGAGUGGCAGUGGUCGGUUGAGUUGGUGAGUGGCAGUGGUCGGUUGAGGUGGUCAGUUGAGGUGGUCAGUUGAGGAGAUCACUUGUGGUUGUUUGCGGUGGAGAGAUUUCGAGAGCGAGAGCGGUCUUGACAAGACAGGCGCCUACGACAUCGAUUCCCUUCUAGGCAUAUUUGCCAUUUGCGCUGUUCUCUUGACUUUUUUGCCUAUUUCUUAGUCAUGCCGAAAGGCAGUGAGACCAAAUCUGGAAGAAAAGGCAAGAGUCCUCAGGGCCCUGUCCCCGGUACAUCCAGGAGCAAGCCCAUCCAGAGCGGCGAAGACAAACUGCAUGACUUGGACCCGGAGAGCUUCAACAUAUGCAAAGAGAGGAUGCGGCCGGUGAAGAAAGCGCUGAAGCAGCUGGUCAAUCCGAAGAGAGGGCUGUCUGAGAAGGAUCAGGUGGAGCACAUCCGGAGGUGCCUCCUGGAGAUCGGUGACCACAUCUCCGAGUGCUUGAAGGCGUUCUCGGAGCAGGAGGAGCUCAAGCUCUGGAGAGGGAACCUCUGGAUCUUUGCCUCCAAGUUCACAGACUGUGAUGCGAGGAAGCUGCACAACCUGUACAAGAGGGUGCACAAGAAGCGGUCCCAGGAGGAGGAGGAGGUGAGACGGAGACAUUGAAAGAGGGGAGGGUGCUACAGACCGUGGGGACUCAAAGGAGUGAGACUUCUGCAUAGAGAAACAAGCAGGCGAUCCCAGAAGCAAGAAACGUGUCCUCUAGGAAAACCUACAGGCAUUUGUUUGCCUGGAACAGUUUUGGUCUUUUGGGACUCUUUCAAUAUAUUCAAGGCAGGGGCAGCUGGGGAUUGCAAUCCAAGCUUUGGUCUCAAUUACUGAUCCUUUCUCCAGUGGUUUAGGUUUUUGGAUAGCCCCAAGGUUAGAUUAGAACUCAGAAUAGCUAGAGACAGAUGAAUAGCUAGAUAUACAGACCAGCAGUCUGUUUAUUAGUUGAUUCACUUAUUAAGGCAGUACUAGGAGGGUGCAUUCUUCAGUUCCAAUGUUAAAGAACUAUCCCAGGGAUUUAACUCUAUCCCCUUGGAUGCAACGCCUUUGAAAGUUCUACUAAAGUUCCGAUUAGAGUGGUUUUACUGUCUCAAGGGGGAAAAAAGAUAGAAACACCACCAACUGUGGUUCAGGUGGUUUGGUCAAGGCCUAGAAAUCUCUUUUGGCCAGAUCACUGUCGUGUUUGUCACCAAGGCCUCUCUUUGCUCUCAGUGGAAACAGCAGAAGAAAGAAGAGGCCACCGGAGCCAAGAAGAUGUCUCGCCCGGAGCACUGUGGGUCCAGCUUGUAUUCCGUUUUGUCUCCCUUGCCCAACGCCACUUCAGCUCCUGCUCCUGCUCCUGCUCCUGCUCCUGCUCCUGCUCCUCCUCUUCCUCCUCCUCCUCCUCCUCCUCCUCCUCCUCCAAAGGUCCAGCAUCCACAGCCCCAUCCUUCUCAGAUACAUGGGCAACAGUGUGACAACUACAGCUACCCGAAGAAAAGGCCUUUCAGUAAUUCGGACCGAAGCGACUGGCAGCGGGAGCGCAAGCUCAGCUACGGCGGCAACUCCAGGCAAGGACGGGGUGGAGAACGGCACCAUCCGUACGAGCAGCACAGGCACAAGGAGCACCACGAUGGAGACCGCCGCCCACGCGAGGAACCUCAUUGCAGCUCGGAGAGCUACCAGCCCAAGACCCCCUCUCGCAAGCGGCCCCAUGAGCAGGACAACAGUGACCGGGACCACCGGGGCCACCGUGACUCCUAUGACCGGCACCACCAUGAUCCCAAGCGGCGAAGAACCGAAGAGAUCCGUCCUCACCAGCAAGAAUUCAGGCGGAUGUCGGACCCCAUCGGCUACCACGGCCAGGGGCCUUCAGACCACCACCGCUCUUUCCGCCCGGAGAAGUCUGGUGAUUCUAAGAUGUCCUCUGCUCCUCCCUCCAAGUACUACGAUCCUCGCUCCCCACAUGCACAGAAAGCCCCACAUGAAGCCAUGUCUGUCUUUGAACACCGGUCCCCCCUGCAAGGGUUAUAUAGGGAUCAGAAGAUCAGUCCUGGAUAUAACUGGCGCAGCCGGAAGACAUAAGAACCCGGAGAUUAGAUUUAUUUAUUUUCUCUUUUUGUAGGUAGUCUGUCAGUAGUUUCCAGUCCGUUCUAUGAAUUGAUGUUCUAUCCUGGGCCAAUUUUUGUGUCAGGAAGUCCACAUUCAUUAUGUCCAACACUUUAGAAAUCCAUUUUUCAAUACUAGGUAUUUUAUCCUUUGUAAUUGCAUAGAUCACUAAACCUUUACUUUUUAAGGUUGCCUUCUCAAUAGUCAUUUUUUAUAUACAUAUUUAUUUUCUCUUUUUGUAGGUAAUCUGUAAGUAGUUUCCAUUCCGCUCUAUUAAUUGAUGUUCUAUCCUGGGCCAAUUUUUGUGUCAGGAAAGCCAUAUUCAUUAUGUCCAAGUCUUUAGAAAUCCAUUUUUCAAUACUAGGUAUUUCUUGAAAUUUCCAUUCCUGUGCCAGAGUAGCCGCUGUUGUAAAAUAGAAUAUAAUCCUAUCUGUGUUUUUAUCUACCUGUGGAUUUGUGAUUCCAAAUAAAAAUAUUUAUGAUUUAAAUUCAAAUUGUUCCUGUAAAUUUUUUGUCAUUUUUUUUAUACCACGUACCAGACCUUUUUUACCCUUUUGCACUCCCGCCACAUGUGGAUGAAAGUGCCGAUAUUCUUUCCACUUUCCCAGCACUUUCCAUUUGUUUUUCCUUUAUUAUACAAAGCCAGUUUUUUUGGAGUUAACUGCCACAUGUAGAACAUUUUGUGCCAAUUCUCCUCGAUCUCUGCUGCAUAUGCCUAUCCUGGCUUCUUUGUCCAUAUCUCCUCCCAUGCAAAUGGUGUGUCCUACUUCUCUGGCCCAUUUUAUCAUCACUUCCUUUACUUGUUCCUCCUCUGUCGCCCAGGUAAGUAAUUGCCUAGAGAUUAUUUUUAUUAAUUUACUAGCUUGGGGACCCGGCGAUGCCUGGGUCAUUUGAGAAAGGCAUUGUUUGCAUGUGUUCCAAGUGUAAUCAAUAUCCAAUGUCAGCUGGGUUCAGUGGGUGUAGGUGAACUCCAACUCCCAUUUGCAAGUCUCAUCGUCCAGUGUCCAUCCCCCUCCAAACAGCGCCAGGAUGUAGAGUAGGUCAUGGGGGCUCUAUGUACCAAGUUUGGUCUUGAUCAGUCAUUUGUGUGGGUCGCGGUGCUCUCAAGAAGUGAGUGAAGUUAUAGCAAGUCCCAUCAUCCGUGGUCCCUCCUCCUCCAAACUUCACCAGGAUGUAAAGUGGGCCACCCUGCACCUGUGUGUCAAUUUGGUCCAGUUUCAUCAUUCGUAGGCAUGACAGUGGUCUGUGGGAGGUGAAUUGGAUGAAGGUACUGCAGAUCCCAUAAUCCUUGGUCCAUCCUCCGCCAAACUGCUGCAGCAUGUAAAGUGUGUCAUUUGGGGUAUGUGUGCCUGGUUGAGUUCAGUUCUGUGAUUCGUGGCAGUUGCUAUAUGCAACCAUCUCAAAAUAACACAACACACCAGACAUCACAG
This is a messenger RNA of Anolis carolinensis (green anole), 4088 nucleotides long. RefSeq names its product chromodomain-helicase-DNA-binding protein 2-like. The transcript is spliced from 7 exons. Lineage: Eukaryota; Metazoa; Chordata; Lepidosauria; Squamata; Anolidae. The coding region runs from base 1825 to 2634 and encodes 269 amino acids. The record is from RefSeq and is a predicted model, not a curated record.